Ricinus communis (castor bean) is the source of this 1461-nucleotide messenger RNA. RefSeq names its product cytochrome b561 domain-containing protein At4g18260. The transcript is spliced from 4 exons. NCBI's taxonomy places the organism in Eukaryota, Viridiplantae, Streptophyta, Magnoliopsida, Malpighiales, Euphorbiaceae. The coding region runs from base 450 to 1199 and encodes 249 amino acids. The record is from RefSeq and is a predicted model, not a curated record. Gene Ontology annotation, molecular function: transmembrane monodehydroascorbate reductase activity.
UCUUUUGUGCAACCCAAAAAGCCUGCCAGUGUCAACCCCACUUCUUUGAAAAUUAAUAGAACUAUUCAUAAUCUCCACUUUCUUUGUUCUUUUUUCUAAUCCCGCUUCCUGUACAAGACUGCAACCACCACUGAACGCCCCAUGCUCUUAUAAACCUUAUACUAAAAAAGAAAAGAAAAUAUCAUGUUAUCUAAUUGCUACACAGGCAGUAGCCUUUCUUGUAUUCAUUUGCCAUCCCGCAUUUCCUCUUUCCCCAUAUAACUAAAAUAAUAUACCGUUUUGUUUGUCUACUAGUCUCUAAGAUCUUCGGUAGUUGCCAUCCAAAUCUAACUAUAUUCUCUUGUAGGUCUUUCUUUAUAAUUCUCAAGAAGAGUGAGAAAGAGAGAGAGAGAAAGCACUCAAGCAGGGUUUGGUUUCAGUUCUUGAUUGUAUAUUGCAGGAGCUGAAGAAUGCAAAUUUUUCAUUUGCUAGCAUCACUGUCUAUGCUUCUCUUCUUUAUUACUGUCAUACCAUUUGUUUCUUGCUCAUCUCAUGCAGAUGUGAGGGAUCACAAGCUAAGUCCUAAGAAGAAAUCUGAUGUUGCUCUUCAUGGGAUUCUCUUAUGGGUCUCCAUGGGAUUGUUAGGACCUCUUGGCAUACUCACUAUUAGAAUGUCACAUAAAGAGGAAGGUGGAAAAAGGAAAGUUAUCUUCUACCUCCAUCUAGUUUUGCAGGUAUUGUCAGUGCUACUUGCCACGGCUGGUGCUAUCAUGUCCAUAAAAUCCUUUGAAAAUUCAUUUGAUAACAAUCACCAAAGAAUAGGUCUAGCACUUUACGCUGCUGUUUGGGUGCAAGCUGUAAUUGGAUUUCUAAGACCUCUUAGAGGGAGUAAAAGAAGAAGCACAUGGUACUUUCUGCAUUGGUUACUUGGGACAGUAAUCUCUCUAGUCGGGAUCAUCAACAUCUACACAGGCUUAAAUGCAUACCACAAGAGAUUAUCAGGAAAUGCAAGGAUUUGGACUAUACUUUUCACAGCCCAAAUCUCUUUCAUGGCUUUCUUCUACCUUUUUCAAGACAAAUGGGAAUACAUACAAAAGCAAGGGGUGAUUUUAGGCAAUACUGAGCCCACCAAUCAAGUCAUUCCUCAGAGUGAUGCUCAAAAGGUGUUGGUGCCUGAAGCAUGUAGCAAGAGAAAUGCACUCAGAAAUUUGUUUGACUAGUUAAUUAGUAUGGGUCUAAUUAGUUAAUUCGUUUCAUAAUUUUCAACUUCUUACAAUUGCCUUGGCAUAUUUUAAAUCAUGGGUUUUGCUUAUAUACUUGAUCUUUCCGGUGCUUGCACUUCAUUGAUAUAUAUGGAAAUGUUAUAAAAGUCAUGUAUGAGAAAAAGAGAAAGAAAAAAGAGGAGGAUUGUGCCUUGUAAGCAUACUGUAUAUGACAUAUAUAUAUAUUUGAUGAAUGAAUAUAAAUAAUUGAUAUAUAAGA